Molecule: messenger RNA, 2872 nt
Organism: Cuscuta epithymum
Lineage: Eukaryota; Viridiplantae; Streptophyta; Magnoliopsida; Solanales; Convolvulaceae
Source: the annotation of a GenBank genome assembly
GGGAAAAUGAGCCAGAUUAACCAAUUUAACAAUCAUCACGAGGAGAAGUCCUGCAAGUUCUAGCUUUCACUAACCCCUAAUUAUCUACGAGUAGAAGUCCUUCCAUCAUCUUCUUCACUUCCCUCAUGUUUUUGUCAAUCUGAAACUUUUCUGCUCUGAGAAGUGAGAAUUCAACUAUAAUAUUCGACUAUAUAUCUAUAUGACUAUAUGCAUAUAUUCAUUCCUCUGUUUCAUGUAAUUCAGGAUUGUAUUGUUUUUUCACGCUUUAACUAUUAACAAUGGAAAGUUCCGAGAUUGAAGAACAUCUAUCCUCAAUUGGUGAGCCAAAGUUACAUGGAGGAAUGUGCAAGAGCCUAUUUGUGGUAUAUGCAAGAGUGUUAGGUAUAUUUCCAGAACUUGAAGCAGCGCGGCCUAGAAGCACUACAGGUAUUCAGGCUUUAUGUGCUUUGCACAUAGCACUUGAGAAGAUUAAGAAUAUCCUUCAACAUUGCGCUGAAUGCAGUAAACUUUACCUGGCAAUAACUGGGGACUCUGUUGUCCUUAAAUUUGAGAGAGCCAGGUGUGGACUUGAAGACAGUCUAAAUCGAGUUGAAGAUAUUGUUCCGCAAGCCAUUGGUUGUCAGAUAUCAGAUAUUUUAUAUGAACUCCGCGGGGUCGUCUUCACACUUGAUCCAAAUGAAAAACAAGUGGGUGAUGAGAUAAUUGCUCUUCUUCAACAAGGGGGGAAGUUUGAUAGCAACGGGAAUGACAACAAUGAACUCGAGUCUUUUUAUCUGGCUGCUUCUAAACUUGGUAUCACCUCAUCAAGAGCAGCCCUCAGAGAAAGAAGAGCUUUGAAAAAGCUCAUAGAAAGGGCACAGGGUGAAGAAGAUAAGAGAAAAGAGUCCAUUGUUGCAUACCUAUUGCUUCUAAUGAAAAAGUAUUCAAAGUCAUUUAGAAGUGAACUAUCUGAUGGAAAUGAUUCACAGGGGUCAACACCAUGUUCUCCAACUGUUCAAGGAUCUCUUGAAGGACAUGUACACGCCUUCGAUGUGCGAUUUUCAAAGCUAAGUUCUUUCAAUUUUAAACCUAUGAAAGUAGACCAGAUGAAUGUCAUCCCCCCUGAGGAGUUGAAGUGCCCAAUCUCAUUACAGCUCAUGUAUGACCCAGUGAUCAUUGCAUCUGGACAAACGUAUGAAAGAAUUUGUAUUGAGAAGUGGUUUAAUGAUGGGCACAAUACAUGCCCAAAAACUCAGCAGGAGCUUCCUCAUCUUGAUUUGACUCCUAAUUACUGUGUGAAAGGCCUGGUUUCUAGUUGGUGUGAACAGAAUAUGGUUCAUGCUCCAGAUGGCCCACCAGAGUCUCUUGAUCUUAACUAUUGGAGGCUCGCGUUGUCUGAAAGCGAAUUUGAGAAUUCCAAAUCAGUUGAAAGUGUGACUGGAUGUUGCAAGUUCAAGAGUGUUAAGGUGGCACCUUUGGAGGAAAGUGGUACUAUGGAGGAGGCUGAGAUUGACAACUCUGAACAGGAUGAUGAAUUCCUCAGAUAUGGGGAUUUUUUGACUGUUCUAUACCGCGACGAUAAUCUCAGGGAAAAAUGUGAAGUGGUAGAACAGAUGCGGCAUUUGCUAAAGGAUGAUGCAGAAAUCAGGAUUUAUAUGGGGGCAAAUGGCUAUAUUGAAGCUUUGCUGCAGUUCUUGGAGUCUGCUGUUGAAGCUAAGAAUGAGAUGGCUCAAGAAAUUGGUGCUAUGGCUCUCUUCAACCUUGGUGUAAAUAAUGACAGAAACAUUGAAAUGAUGCUAGCUGGGGGAGUACUUCAAUUGCUGGGGAAAAUGAUGACUAACUUAAGCUGCUGUGGAGCAGUCACUGCACUUUACGUGAACCUUUCCUCCCUUGAAGAAGCCAAGUCUGUGAUUGGAGCCAGUGAAGCUACACCCUUCUUGCUGCAGGUCCUUCAACAACAUGAUUCUGAUAUCCGGUGCAAAUUGGAUGCUCUCCAUGCCAUUUUCAACCUCUCCAACCAACCAAGUAAUGUAACACAUCUCCUGUCAGCCGGGAUCCUUGAUUGUCUUCUAGCCUCGAUGGCGUAUUCCGAUGACCAUAGUUGGACAGAAAAAUGCAUUGCUAUUCUGAUAAACUUGGCGUCCAGUAGUAAAGCUGUAAAAGACCAAAUGACAUCAGCUCCUGGCCUUAUCAGUAGGCUAGGAUCUAUUCUGGAAGUAGGUGGUGCAGUUGAACAGGAGCAAGCUGCUGCAUGUCUUUUGAUAUUGUGCACUGGAAGUGAGAAAUGCAGUGAGAUGGCGCUUCAAGAAGGAGUGAUACCUUAUUUGGUGUCAAUAUCAGUUAACGGGACAGUUAGAGGGAAACAAAAAGCUCAGAAGCUAUUGACGUUGUUUCGGGAGCAGCGACAGAAGGAGCAGCCGUCAACCAUUGUUAAAUUUAGUAGGCUACAGCCUCAGCUUAGUAGUGAUUUGGAUAUCUGCACUGAAAAUCCGAAGCCGUUGUCGAAGUCAGUUUCAUCAAGAAGAAAGUUGGAGAAGGCAUGGUCUUUCUUUCGAAAGAACAAGAGUAUUUCGGCGUAUCAAUGAUAUAAUCUUCUUACUAGUAUGUCAAUCUGUUCUUUUCUCCUUAUAUAUACCGGAAUAACCGGAGUAUAUAUAUUCUGUCCUAAUGGGCAUUAGGUUGUCAGCGUUAGAACUUUUUACAAGGGUGUAUUUACCAUGGUUUAUUUUUAUUACAAAACAAAAACAGAGAGGCAGCAUAUCUUGGUAAACUUGAAGUGAACUUUCUGGCUAUGGAAGUUCGAUGCAUAAAUCCAAAAUCCAUGGGAGUAUAUGACAUGUGGAAGUGAGUGUCCAUUUUCAUAGUCUAAGGAGUGCUCGGUUUUUAAUCUUAC